AUGGGUUCCUCUACCGAUUCUGGGGCUGGGAAGGAACAAGCAGAAGAGUCGCCACCUGUAUAUUCGUUGGUUGACGACGGUGGACUCGUGGCAGAAUCAGGAAACGUACAAGAGGACGGCCGCAUUGAUGUGAACCUCGAGUCCAAGAUUGCGAGAACCCUGGCCAAAAUCAUCGACCUACAGCAAGAAGACAUCCACAAUCCACCUCCCGACUAUAUCAACCUUACCAAACAAGUGACGUCAUGCGAGUUCAAGCUCAACAUUGUCAUUCAAAUUGUAGGAAGUCGUGGGGACGUACAACCUUUCAUCGCGCUCGGAAAUGCAUUGCAAAAGCAUGGUCAUCGGGUCCGAAUAGCGACACAUGAUAUCUUUGCAGACUUUGUGCACGAGUCAGGAUUAGAGUUCUACCCCAUCGGCGGAGAUCCUGCAGAAUUGAUGGCAUUUAUGGUCAAGAACCCCGGAUUGAUUCCGCAGAUGAAGACACUGCGCGAGGGGGAGGUGAAAAGAAAACAGGCUAUGGUAGCCACAAUGCUCGAGGGGUGCUGGCGAUCGUGCAUUGAAGAUGAUCCACUCACCAAACAGCCAUUUGUUGCAGACGCCAUCAUUGCUAACCCUCCUAGCUUUGCACACGUUCAUUGUGCUCAGGCCCUAAGUAUUCCAGUCCAUCUAAUGUUUACGAUGCCGUGGAGCAGCACCAAGGCGUUUCCACAUCCUCUCGCAAAUCUACAAUCCUCUUCUAUGGAUCCUCGCACUGCGAAUUGGGUUUCUUACGGAGUUGUUGAGUGGUUAACUUGGCAAGGGCUAGGAGAUGUGAUUAAUCGAUGGCGGGUCUCAAUAGAUCUGGAACCUAUUCCCGCAACGGAAGGGCCCAGCCUCGCCGAAACACAGAAAAUACCUUACACAUAUUGUUGGUCUCCAGCCCUUGUGCCAAAGCCACAGGAUUGGCCAAGUCACAUUGAUGUCUGUGGAUUUUUCUUUAGAGAUCCCCCAUCAUAUUCUCCACCCUCCGAGCUGAGGGAGUUUCUACAAGGCGGCCCACCUCCUGUCUAUAUUGGCUUUGGUAGUAUUGUGGUCGAUGACCCUCAAAAGCUGAUAGACACCGUCGUUCUCGCGGUGCUAAGGGCAGGUGUACGUGCGAUCAUCUCGAAGGGUUGGAGCGGGCUAGUUGGAAGUCCAAACCCGAAUAUCUAUUAUAUUGACGACUGUCCACAUGAAUGGCUCUUUCAACAUGUCAGCGCAGUAGUUCACCACGGAGGCGCUGGAACUACUUCUUGUGGCCUCAGAAAUGGCCGACCGACUGCCAUCGUUCCUUUUUUCGGCGAUCAACCCUUUUGGGGCAACAUGGUUGCUCGGGCCGGUGCUGGACCUAGACCUAUUCCAUUUUCGUCUCUCAACUUUCAGAACUUGGCCACUGCUAUCAAAUUCUGCCUCACCCCAGAGGCAACAGAAGCCGCACGCAUGCUGUCUGUCAAAAUGCAGACUGAAUCGGGUGUAACCGCAGCUGUGGAAUCCUUUCAUCGAAACCUUCCCCUGGACAAGAUGAAGUGCAAUUUAAUGCCCCUCCAGGUUGCAGUCUGGACAUACAAAAAAGGCAAAGGAAACGUGACCCUGUCAAACGCAGCGGUGCAAAUCUUGAUUGAACAUCAAAAGAUAGACGAAAAACGCCUUCAGUUCCAUCACGUCAAUCCCAUCGUUAUCGAGCAUCGCCGCUGGGAUCCUGUAACCGGAAUCUUUGCUGCAGCAACCACAACCGGGUCAACUAUGCUGGGCUCGACCGCUGAUAUGAUUUACAACCCAUACAAAGAAUAUAAACGCGGUCGUUCACCAAAACCAUCAGCGAGAGCCUUGCAAGCCCCGACACUCCCUGGCAGCCCACUUUCACGAGAACCCUCGUCAACAAGAAUAUCCGCUGCGGAUGAGGCAAGUCGGAAUAGUUCUCGCACACCGUCCGUUGGGCUCGGAUCCCAAAGUGGGCCCGAAAAAAGCAGAAGCGGGCUAUCCAUCGCAGGCAGCAUGGCAGGCGCGACGAUGAAAGGAUUUGGCAAAUUCACCGGAUCAUACUUCAAAGGCGUAGUAGUCGAUAUUCCACAUGCGGCCGCCGAGGGAUUCCGACAGGUUCCUCGGUUGUAUGGGGAAAAGCCCAAGGACUAUGGUGCGAUUCAGGAUUGGAAAUCCGGAGCUAUCGUUGGUGGCAAGAAUUUCGUGGAUGGCAUGACUGAUGGCUUUACCGGUCUCUUUACACAACCCGUCAAUGGAGCAAAAGAGGAAGGUGCUUUAGGUGCGGUCAAGGGAUUUGCUAAGGGCACUAUUGGGCUUGCAACAAAAGUCCCCUCUGCGGGCAUCGGACUGGUGGCUUAUCCUUUCCAAGGAAUUACUAAAAGUAUCGAGGCGGCGUUUCGUUCACAAAGUCGCAAGGCCAUUGUGAGUGCACGGCUAAAGAGUGGGUAUUAUGAAACGAUGAGGAUGCAGAUCACCGAUGAAGAGCGGCGUGAAACUCUGCAGGCAUUUGAUAAAUUUUUAUUGUCGUCAGAUAAGUAG
Messenger RNA from Penicillium crustosum, 2538 nucleotides. RefSeq names its product glycosyltransferase. The transcript has 7 exons. The coding region runs from base 1 to 2538 and encodes 845 amino acids. The record is from RefSeq and is a predicted model, not a curated record. Gene Ontology annotation, biological process: carbohydrate metabolic process. Lineage: Eukaryota; Fungi; Ascomycota; Eurotiomycetes; Eurotiales; Aspergillaceae. Gene Ontology annotation, molecular function: UDP-glycosyltransferase activity; hexosyltransferase activity.